Molecule: messenger RNA, 5553 nt
Organism: Lytechinus variegatus (green sea urchin)
Lineage: Eukaryota; Metazoa; Echinodermata; Echinoidea; Temnopleuroida; Toxopneustidae
Exons: 25
Coding region: 1-5553 (1850 amino acids)
Source: RefSeq, a predicted model, not a curated record
AUGUACUUUACUCUUGCAGUGUCGGUACCAUUUGCUCCAAAACAGAAGUUAGCAAUAAACGAGUAUGAGUCUGACUCCAAUGACAAUCGAAAACUCAUGGAUGAGCAAGGAAAAGAAAGUCAACAGACUCUGGAGACGACUCAACAUCUUGGAAAGGCCCAACCGAAUGCUAAGGCAUCCCAUCAGACUCCCAAAAGGGUCCACCAGACUCCUGAGACGGCUGAACUUAUUGCACACGAUGUCCAGCAGAUUCACGAGAUGCCAGAGACGAUGAAACAAAUCGCUGAGGUGACUCAAGAGUUCCUACCAACUGUGCAAGAGAUUACAGCUGAGGAGGGCCAACUAUUCCCCAAUGACAUAGAUCAAAUAUUAUUUGAUGGAAAUGAUGUUCGGAUCAGCAACACCAAAUCAAUUGUUGAGGAACUGCUUGACAUUGCUCAAGACAUGCAGAUGCAAGGGAUUUCUGAGACAAACCAUCAAACUCCCGAAAGGGUCCACCAGACUCCUGAGAGGGCUGAACUUAUUGCACACGAUGUCCAGCAGAUUCGUGAGAUGCCAGAGACGAAACAAAUUGCUGAGGUGACUCAAGAAGUCCCACCAACUGUGCAACAGAUUGCAGCUGAGGAGGGCCAACAACUCCCCAAUGACAUAGAAAAUCGACAGACUCUGGAGACGACUCAACAUCUUGGAAAGGCCCAACCGAAAGCUAAGGCAUCCCAUCAGACUCCGAAAAGGGUCCACCAGACUCCUGGGACGGCUGAACUUAUUGCACACGAUGUCCAGCAGAUUCACGAGAUGCCAGAGACGAUGAAACAAAUCGCUGAGGUGACUCAAGAGUUCCUACCAACUGUGCAAGAGAUUGCAGCUGAGGAGGGCCAACAAUUCCUCAAUGACAUAGAAAAUCGACAGACUCUGGAGACGACUCAACAUCUUGGAAAGGCCCAACCGAAAGCUAAGGCAUCCCAUCAGACUCCGAAAAGGGUCCACCAGACUCCUGGGACGGCUGAACUUAUUGCACACGAUGUCCAGCAGAUUCACGAGAUGCCAGAGACGAUGAAACAAAUCGCUGAGGUGACUCAAGAGUUCCUACCAACUGUGCAAGAGAUUGCAGCUGAGGAGGGCCAACAAUUCCUCAAUGACAUAGAAAAUCGACAGACUCUGGAGACGACUCAACAUCUUGGAAAGGCCCAACCGAAAGCUAAGGCAUCCCAUCAGACUCCGAAAAGGGUCCACCAGACUCCUGGGACGGCUGAACUUAUUGCACACGAUGUCCAGCAGAUUCACGAGAUGCCAGAGACGAUGAAACAAAUCGCUGAGGUGACUCAAGAGUUCCUACCAACUGUGCAAGAGAUUGCAGCUGAGGAGGGCCAACAAUUCCUCAAUGACAUAGAAAAUCGACAGACUCUGGAGACGACUCAACAUCUUGGAAAGGCCCAACCGAAAGCUAAGGCAUCCCAUCAGACUCCGAAAAGGGUCCACCAGACUCCUGGGACGGCUGAACUUAUUGCACACGAUGUCCAGCAGAUUCACGAGAUGCCAGAGACGAUGAAACAAAUCGCUGAGGUGACUCAAGAGUUCCUACCAACUGUGCAAGAGAUUGCAGCUGAGGAGGGCCAACAAUUCCUCAAUGACAUAGAAAGUCGACAGACUCUGGAGACGACUCAACAUCUUGGAAAGGCCCAACCGAAUGCUAAGGCAUCCCAUCAGACUCCCAAAAGGGUCCACCAGACUCCUGAGACGGCUGAACUUAUUGCACACGAUGUCCACCAGAUUCACGAGAUGCCAGAGACGAUGAAACAAAUCGCUGAGGUGACUCAAGAGUUCCUACCAACUGUGCAAGAGAUUGCAGCUGAGGAGGGCCAACAAUUCCUCAAUGACAUAGAAAAUCGACAGACUCUGGAGACGACUCAACAUCUUGGAAAGGCCCAACCGAAAGCUAAGGCAUCCCAUCAGACUCCGAAAAGGGUCCACCAGACUCCUGGGACGGCUGAACUUAUUGCACACGAUGUCCAGCAGAUUCACGAGAUGCCAGAGACGAUGAAACAAAUCGCUGAGGUGACUCAAGAGUUCCUACCAACUGUGCAAGAGAUUGCAGCUGAGGAGGGCCAACAAUUCCUCAAUGACAUAGAAAAUCGACAGACUCUGGAGACGACUCAACAUCUUGGAAAGGCCCAACCGAUUGCUAAGGCAUCCCAUCAGACUCCCAAAAGGGUCCACCAGACUCCUGAGACGGCUGAACUGAUUGCACACGAUGUCCAGCAGAUUCACGAGACGCCAGGGACGAUGAAACAAAUCGCUGAGGUGACUCAAGAGUUCCCACCAACUGUGCAAGAGAUUGCAGCUGAGGAGGGCCAACUAUUCCCCAAUGACAUAGAAAAUCGACAGACUCUGGAGACGACUCAACAUCUUGGAAAGGCCCAACCGAAAGCUAAGGCAUCCCAUCAGACUCCGAAAAGGGUCCACCAGACUCCUGGGACGGCUGAACUUAUUGCACACGAUGUCCAGCAGAUUCACGAGAUGCCAGAGACGAUGAAACAAAUCGCUGAGGUGACUCAAGAGUUCCUACCAACUGUGCAAGAGAUUGCAGCUGAGGAGGGCCAACAAUUCCUCAAUGACAUAGAAAGUCGACAGACUCUGGAGACGACUCAACAUCUUGGAAAGGCCCAACCGAAAGCUAAGGCAUCCCAUCAGACUCCCAAAAGGGUCCACCAUACUCCUGAGACGGCUGAACUUAUUGCACACGAUGUCCAGCAGAUUCAUGAGAUGCCAGAAACGAUGAAACAAAUCGCUGAGGUUCCCACCAACUGUGCAAGAGAUUACAAAAGUCGACAGACUCUGGAGACGACUCAACAUCUUGGAAAGGCCCAACCGAAUGCUAAGGCAUCCCAUCAGACUCCCAAAAGGGUCCACCAGACUCCUGAGACGGCUGAACUUAUUGCACACGAUGUCCAGCAGAUUCACGAGAUGCCAGAGACGAUGAAACAAAUCGCUGAGGUGACUCAAGAGUUCCUACCAACUGUGCAAGAGAUUACAGCUGAGGAGGGCCAACUAUUCCUCAAUGACAUAGAAAGUCGACAGACUCUGGAGACGACUCAACAUCUUGGAAAGGCCCAACCGAAUGCUAAGGUAUCCCAUCAGACUCCCAAAAGGGUCCACCAGACUCCUGAGACGGCUGAACUUAUUGCACACGAUGUCCAGCAGAUUCACGAGAUGCCAGAGACGAAACAAAUCGCUGAGGUGACUCAAGAGUUCCUACCAACUGUGCAAGAGAUUGUAGCUGAGGAGGGCCAAGAAUUCCUCAAUGACAUAGAAAGUCGACAGACUCUGGAGACGACUCAACAUCUUGGAAAGGCCCAACCGAAUGCUAAGGCAUCCCAUCAGACUCCCAAAAGGGUCCACCAGACUCCUGAGACGGCUGAACUUAUUGCACACGAUGUCCAGCAGAUUCACGAGAUGCCAGAGACGAUGAAACAAAUCGCUGAGGAAAGUCGACAGACUCUGGAGACGACUCAACAUCUUGGAAAGGCCCAACCGAAUGCUAAGGCAUCCCAUCAGACUCCCAAAAGGGUCCACCAGACUCCUGAGACGGCUGAACUUAUUGCACACGAUGUCCAGCAGAUUCACGAGAUGCCAGAGACGAUGAAACAAAUCGCUGAGAUGACUCAAGAGUUCCCACCAACUGUGCAAGAGAUUGCAGCUGAGGAGGGCCAACUAUUCCCCAAUGACAUAGAAAAUCGACAGACUCUGGAGACGACUCAACAUCUUGGAAUGGCCCAACCGAAAGCUAAGGCAUCCCAUCAGACUCCCAAAAGGGUCCACCAGACUCCUGAGACGGCUGAACUUAUUGCACACGAUGUCCAGCAGAUUCACGAGAUGCCAGAGACGAUGAAACAAAUUGCUGAGGUGACUCAAGAGUUCCCACCAACUGUGCAAGAGAUUACAGCUGAGGAGGGCCAACUAUUCCCCAAUGACAUAGAAAGUCGACAGACUCUGGAGACGACUCAACAUCUUGGAAAGGCCCAACCGAAAGCUAAGGCAUCCCAUCAGACUCCCAAAAGGGUCCACCAGACUCCUGAGACGGCUGAACUUAUUGCACACGAUGUCCAGCAGAUUCACGAGAUGCCAGACGAUGAAACAAAUCAAAGUCGACAGACUCUGGAGACGACUCAACAUCUUGGAAAGGCCCAACCGAAAGCUAAGGCAUCCCAUCAGACUCCUAAAAGGGUCCACCAGACUCCUGAGACGGCUGAACUUAUUGCACACGAUGUCCAGCAGAUUCACGAGAUGCCAGAGACGAUGAAACAAAUCGCUGAGACUCUGGAGACGACUCAACAUCUUGGAAAGGCCCAACCGAAUGCUAAGGCAUCCCAUCAGACUCCCAAAAGGGUCCACCAGACUCCUGAGACGGCUGAACUUAUUGCACACGAUGUCCAGCAGAUUCACGAGAUGCCAGAGACGAUGAAACAAAUCGCUGAGGUGACUCAAGAGUUCCUACCAACUGUGCAAGAGAUUGCAGCUGAGGAGGGCCAACUAUUCCUCAAUGACAUAGAAAGUCGACAGACUCUGGAGACGACUCAACAUCUUGGAAAGGCCCAACCGAAUGCUAAGGCAUCCCAUCAGACUCCCAAAAGGGUCCACCAGACUCCUGAGACGGCUGAACUUAUUGCACACGAUGUCCAGCAGAUUCACGAGAUGCCAGAGACGAUGAAACAAAUCGCUGAGAUGACUCAAGAGUUCCCACCAACUGUGCAAGAGAUUGCAGCUGAGGAGGGCCAACUAUUCCCCAAUGACAUAGAAAGUCGACAGACUCUGGAGACGACUCAACAUCUUGGAAAGGCCCAACCGAAAGCUAAGGCAUCCCAUCAGACUCCCAAAAGGGUCCACCAGACUCCUGAGACGGCUGAACUUAUUGCACACGAUGUCCAGCAGAUUCACGAGAUGCCAGAGACGAUGAAACAAAUCGCUGAGGUUCCCACCAACUGUGCAAGAGAUUACAAAAAUCGACAGACUCUGGAGACGACUCAACAUCUUAGAAAGGCCCAACCGAAAGCUAAGGCAUCCAAUCAGACUCCCAAAAGGGUCCACCAGACUCCUGAGACGGCUGAACUGAUUGCACACGAUGUCCAGCAGAUUCACGAGAUGCCAGAGACGAUGAAACAAAUUGCUGAGGUGACUCAAGAGUUCCCACCAACUGUGCAAGAGAUUACAGCUGAGGAGGGCCAACUAUUCCCCAAUGACAUAGAAAAUCGACAGACUCUGGAGACGACUCAACAUCUUGGAAUGGCCCAACCGAAAGCUAAGGCAUCCGAUCAGACUCCCAAAAGGGUCCACCAGACUCCUGAGACGGCUGAACUGAUUGCACACGAUGUCCAGCAGAUUCACGAGAUGCCAGAGACGAUGAAACAAAUUGCUGAGGUGACUCAAGAGUUCCCACCAACUGUGCAAGAGAUUACAGCUGAGGAGGGCCAACUAUUCCCCAAUGACAUAGGUAAUUUAAAAUCGACAGACUCUGGAGACGACUCAACAUCUUGGAAAGGCCCAACCGAAAGCUAA